Candidula unifasciata is the source of this 1482-nucleotide messenger RNA. NCBI's taxonomy places the organism in Eukaryota, Metazoa, Mollusca, Gastropoda, Stylommatophora, Geomitridae. The record is from the annotation of a GenBank genome assembly.
AUGGGAGAGAACAGAUGGAAGCUUCUACUUCAGUUGUGUGUUUCUUUCUGGCUUCCACUGUGUCAGACAGACUGUCCUUAUGCGGAAUGUUUCUGUAUCGGAGAAAUCGUGUCCUGCUCAUACACACACCUACAAGCCAUACCACAGUUGGUCUACACUAACGCAAGCAUACAAUGGUCGCUGACCAUCGAUACAAAUAAUAUUUCACGAAUACCUGCAGGAAGCCUGCCACCAAAUCUAAGAGACAUCUAUCUGAAUGAGAAUCCAAUAACAGCGAUAGACGAUAAUGCAUUUGACGAUUCUAUCUUCACCUUGACAACGGUUUAUUUGUCCAGCUUCCGUUUCACUCGACUCCCAGACGCUAUUGGACAUUUGCGAUCUCUGAACUUCUUGUCCAUCGCUGCGGCAAACAUUACAGAUUGGAACGAGGCAGUCUGGGUUAACAUUGGUCAAACUCUCAAGUCGCUGGAGCUAGAUACCGUUGGAUUCACCGAAUGGCCCAGCUGGAUUCGGCAUUGCACGCAAUUAACUAAUCUAAUCAUUGUAAGGAAUUCGUUUUCUUCCAUUCCCGAUGGCGCACUAGAUUCUGUUGCCCAUAAUCUGAUUGGUUUGGAGCUUAACAAUAACCAAUUGACUAUGGUACCUAAGGCGCUUUCAAACUUGAAUUCUCUACAGACACUGAACCUGCAGAACAAUCGUAUUACAGACAUCAGGUGGCUUCCUCAGAAUAGCAAGUUGAGUACCUUGUCCCUCAGUUUUAAUUACAUCUGGAAUGCCACUCAGUUAAGCGAGGUUCUGAGUCCUUACAAUACAUCGCUUGAGGGUUUUGACAUAGACAACAAUCACCUCACUAGUAUCCCAGAUAUUUCGUAUUUAGUUAAUGUUAGAGCUCUGGAUUUUGCACACAACAAAAUUUCUGAUCCCAUUUCUGGCGCCGUUGCAUCCGAUACCUUUAUGCUAGAUCUGUACUAUAACUCGUUACCAUAUGUCCCAAAAAUGUUGUCAAAGCUAUUGCUACUAACGACCAUGUCGUUGUCCAACAAUGCUAUACGAGCUAUCAGAGAAACAGAUUUCCAUUUAAAUACAACGUCGAUUGUAAUUGACUUUAAUUUAAUAACAGAAUUAACAGAUACAAGUUUCCCAGAAAAUUUUGGACUUCAGGGAUUGUACUUAAAUAAUAAUCCACUGAUCAGCAUUUCUUCACUAGCUUUACAACACCUACCUAGUCUUCAAUUUUUAGAUUUGAGAUUUACCAAACUUGCACGUUUACCUUUAGGCCUGAGAUACCUUAAAAGUCUGGUCAGUCUGGACGUCUCCAACAGUACGCUCCUGGUCUGUACGUGUAUGGAGAGUAGUUUACGAACCUGGGUAAUGAACUUGAACCCAGUAUACAUUUAUGGGAGCUGUGGUCAGACCAGUGUCAAUGUCUUCUUCUCUGUUUUAAGUCCGUUGUGUCCCGCUUCAGCAGAAACCCUUUUGUAA